AUGGCCCAUCUCCGCUGCAACAGCGGAUCUGAGGGCUGGGGCCCCGUCUCCGCCUUCCGACCAUUCGACCUCACGCUCUGCUUCGAGGAGGGCGCCAUCUUCACGUCCCUUCACGCCGUCUUUGUCGUUUGCGCUCUCGCAGCAUGUGUGGUUCAGAUGCGCGCAGAGGCGCAUAAACGGUCAAGAAAAAGCGUGUGGGCUGCACGCGCGAAGCUGCUGCUUCUGUUCCUUGCGUUCGCGGUCGGCUGUGCGAACCUCACCCUCCGUUUCGUCACCAAGUCGCCUGUCACGUUCCUUCCGUCAUACGUCCUCGAAAUCGCGACACUCCUCAUCGCGCCGGUGCUCGCGUAUCUCAACCACUACCGCGCGCGGACGUCCUCCUCCAUUCUCUUGCUCUUCUGGCCGACAUACGCUCUCGCUUUCGCGGUUUGGACACGCACUGCGCUCACCGUCUCUUAUGACGCCAAUAUCCAUCUCGUGGCCGCGCGCGGAGCCAUCACUGGGCUGGGACUCGUCGCGUGGAUUGUUGAAUGCUUCGGUCCCGAAUUCACGCCAGAGGAUGGCCCGGAAGAGCUCAUUCACGGUCAUGUCGAAAGCCCGCUUCUCACGGCCAACAUCUUCAGCAAGUGGGGUUUCGGCUGGAUGAAUGCUCUCAUGCAGAAAGGUGCGAAGGACUACAUCACGGAGAAGGACCUGCCCGCCUUGGUGCCUCAGGAUGAAUCGGCGGUUCUGGGGGAGAAGCUCACGAAGGCCAUGCACAAGCACUCGUCUCUGACGAUCGCGCUGUUUACGUCGUACGGUGGACCGUAUGCCUUCGCAUUGUUCCUCAAACUCUUCCAGGACGCACUUGCGUUCCUGCAGCCCCAGCUCCUACGUUGGCUUUUGGCGUAUAUCGCGGAAUACCAGUCGACAAGGUACACUGGCGGAGGACCCACCGCCAUCGAAGGCUUCGCGGUCGCGGCUAUCAUGUUCGUGGCCUCGAUGAUCCAGACUGUCAUUCUGCACCAGUACUUCCAACACUGUUUCGAGACCGGCAUGCGGGUGCGCUCUGGGCUGAUCACGGCCAUCUACAAGAAGGCUCUGGUGCUGUCCAACGACGGCCGCAGCAGCGCAUCUGGGGACAUUGUCAACCUCAUGUCAGUGGAUGCUGCGCGUCUGCAGGAUUUCUGCACGUACGGGCUCAUCGCGAUCUCCGGACCGUUCCAGAUCACGCUCGCUUUCAUCUCCUUGUACAACAUCAUGGGGCUUCCGGCAUUCGUCGGAGUCGUUGUCAUGAUCGUGUCGAUCCCUUUGAACACGUUCAUAGCUCGUAUCCUCAAGAAUCUCCAAGAGAAGCAGAUGAAGAACCGCGACAAGCGGACUCGACUCAUGUCGGAGCUGUUGAACAAUAUCCGCAGUAUCAAGCUGUAUGCGUGGGAGAACGCCUUCAUGCGGUGGAUCUCCAACGUUCGUAACGACCAAGAGCUCAAGAUGUUACGCAAGAUCGGUAUCUACAAUUCGGUGAACAUGUCGAUGUGGAUCGGAGUUCCUCUUGUCGUCGCCUUCAGCUCCUUUGUUGUAGCCGCGUACACUUCGGAUGAGCCUUUGACGUCGGACAAGAUUUUCCCAGCCAUCUCGUUGUACAUGCUCCUGCAGUUCCCGCUUGUCAUGUUCAGCACGGUCACCAGCAACAUGAUCGAGGCUGUGGUUUCGAUCAAGCGUCUAUCGGACUUCUUCGCUGCAGAUGAACUGCAAGAGGACGUACGCGCUGUGAAGGCGCAGACCGCUCCGCUUGAGUUUGGUGACGUCGUUGUCUCUGUCAACAAGGGCGAGUUCUCGUGGAACAAGAACGCUGUGACCCCAACUCUGGAGGAUAUCAACCUUACCGUAAAGAAAGGCGAGCUCGUUGGCGUUCUUGGACGUGUCGGUGCCGGCAAGACGAGCUUGCUGUCGGCUAUCAUCGGAGAGAUGCGUCGCUCCGAGGGAGAUGUUCAACUGUUCGGGACGAUCUCAUAUGCCCCUCAAAACCCUUGGAUCAUGAGCGCAACCAUUAAAGAGAAUAUCUUAUUCUCCCACAAAUAUGAUGAAGUAUUCUACAAUUUAGUAUUAGACGCAUGCGCACUGCGACCUGAUUUGGCACUCAUGGCCAAUGGAGACAUGACCGAAGUCGGGGGAAAAGGCAUCACGCUCAGCGGUGGUCAGCGGGCCCGCGUUGCGCUCGCGCGUGCUGUGUAUGCUCGAGCUGAUCUUGUGAUCCUCGACGAUGUACUUGCAGCCCUCGAUUCGCACGUUGCCAAGCAUGUCUUUGAGAACGUCGUCGGGCCGAACGGUCUCCUUGGAACCAAGGCGCGGAUUGUGGUCACGAACAGCAUCCACUUCUUGAAGCAUUUCGAUCAAGUCCUCUACAUCCGCCGUGGUAUCAUUCUCGAGAGCGGUACUUACAGCCAGCUUAUGUCUGACAAGGGCACUGAAAUCCACAAGCUCAUCAAGGGACAUGGAGGCCCCUCCACCUCAUUGUCUGCUUCUGGUGUAUCAACUCCUUUCACCACUGACCGUGCGGAGUCACCCGGUUCCUCGAACGGCGACAGUAGCAACAACACUGCUGUCGGUGACGGCCAAGAAGACGUUGAAGAGAAGCUUGACACUGUUAGCAAAGCCCUAGUUCGUCGCAAGUCCUACGGUCGCUCUACCCUUCAGACCGUGGAAGACUCAACGUCUUCGUCCGACGGCGCGAACAAGGAGCACACGGAGCAAGGUCGCGUGAAGCGUGAAGUGUAUGUCAAGUACAUCGAGGCCGCAUCGCGUGCCGGGUUCAUGCUCUUCAUCGUGUCUGCGAUUCUGCAGCAGAUCUUCGGCCUCUUGGGUAACAACGCGCUCAGGCAAUGGGGUAAUCACAAUAACGACGCCGGCGACAACGACGGCGCGGGUGUCUAUCUUUGGGGCUACGGGGUGUUCUCUCUCAUUUCGACGCUGAUGAGUGCGCUGUCUGGCAUCUUGAUUUGGGUCCUUUGCUCCGUGAGGAGCUCAAAGCGUUUGCAUGAUUCGAUGCUGAGUUCGGUCAUGCACGCACCUCUGUCGUUCUUCGAGACCACGCCAACUGGACGCAUUCUCAACUUGUUCUCUCGCGACACUUAUGUCAUCGACAUGGUCCUCGCGCGGGUCGUUCAGAACACUGUCCGCACUCUCGCUGUGACCGGAACUAUCGUCAUCGUCAUUGGCUACAGCUUCCCUCUCUUCCUGAUCUCCGUUCCUGCGCUAACGUGGUUCUACAUGCGCGUUAUGGUGUACUACCUCUCCACGUCGCGCGAACUCAAGCGUCUCGAUGCCGUAUCUCGUUCACCCAUAUUCGCCUGGUUCUCCGAAUCCCUGAGCGGUCUGUCGACGAUUCGCGCCUUCAACCAACAGCAGCUCUUCGUCGCGAAUAACGAGCGCCGCGUCGACCGCAACCAGAUUUGCUAUCUUCCCUCUAUUGCCGUCAAUCGGUGGCUGGCGGUGCGACUCGAGUUCGUGGGCGCGACGAUCAUCUUCAUUACCGCCCUGCUCUCGAUCGUGGCGUUGGUGACGACUGGGGUGGACGCAGGGUUGGUGGGCUUCGUGCUCUCGUACGCGUUAAGCACAACCGGAUCUUUGAACUGGCUGGUGCGGUCUGCCAGCGAGGUUGAGCAGAACAUCGUCAGUGUGGAGCGUAUCCUGCACUACAUUGAGCUCGAGCCAGAAGCGCCCUGGGAAGUCGCCGAUGUCGUUCCGGAGCAGUGGCCGGCUGAGGGCAAGGUUGAGUUCCGUAACUACUCCACUCGUUACCGACCCGAGCUCGACUUGGUACUCAAGAACCUAGACAUCACUGUUAACCCGCACGAAAAAAUCGGUAUCGUUGGCCGGACAGGGUCUGGCAAAUCAACGACGCUCCUUUCGUUGUUCCGCAUUCUGGAACCGUCAGAGGGGACCAUCUGUAUAGACGGUGUGGACAUCACCAACGUCGGAUUACAUGACCUUCGCUCUGCGAUAUCAAUCGUACCCCAAAGCCCUGAUCUGUUCGAAGGAACGAUCCGUGACAACAUCGACCCCAUGGGUGCCUCCACAGACCACGACAUCUGGGUGGCCUUGGAGCAGACCCACUUGAAGGCCUUUGUGGAGACUCUCGACGGCGGCCUCGACGCGCCUGUCAGGGAAGGCGGCUCUUCGCUUUCUUCGGGCCAGAGGCAGCUGCUCUGCUUUGCGCGGGCGCUCCUACGCAAGUCGAGGAUCCUGGUUCUCGAUGAGGCGACGUCUGCGGUGGAUCUCGACACGGACAUGGCCAUUCAAGAGAUCAUCCGGGGCCCGCAGUUCGCCAAAGUCACCAUGCUCACCAUUGCGCACCGGGUGAACACGAUCUUGGAGUCAGACCGUGUGCUCGUGCUCGAUGCAGGGAAGGUGAUCGAGUUCGACACGCCAAAGGCGCUGUUGGCGAACAAGGACAGCGCAUUCUAUUCGCUGGCUGCGGAGGCGGGUCUUGCGUGA
Messenger RNA from Epithele typhae, 4476 nucleotides. RefSeq names its product metal resistance protein YCF1. Gene Ontology annotation, biological process: transmembrane transport. The transcript has 27 exons. NCBI's taxonomy places the organism in Eukaryota, Fungi, Basidiomycota, Agaricomycetes, Polyporales, Epitheliaceae. Gene Ontology annotation, cellular component: membrane. Gene Ontology annotation, molecular function: ABC-type transporter activity; ATP binding; ATP hydrolysis activity. The record is from RefSeq and is a predicted model, not a curated record. Bases 1 to 4476 code for a protein of 1491 amino acids.